AUAGAUCCGGCCCCGGCUCUGCGUGCGGGACUCGGGUGGUAGCCGCAAUGGCUGGGUUCUCUUCUUAGCCCUAGAAGCCGGGCAGGUGUGGCCCGUGCAACACGCCGUUGUGACCGGGAGGAGCUUUCGGGACCCUUUUGGCCCGGGCGGCCUGAGGUGGCGGCGAGGCGGGUGCUGCGCGCGACAGGCUGGGCCUGGCCUGGCGUUCCAGGCGGGAGGAACUGGUUUGUGGCCUCUGUGACUCCCAGCAGAAGUUUACUAGCCCAGCUCCAUAGUGAAAAUGCAUAUUAAGUCAAUCGUUCUUGAGGGAUUCAAGUCCUAUGCUCAGAGGACUGAAGUCAAUGGUUUUGACCCCCUCUUCAAUGCCAUCACUGGUUUAAAUGGUAGUGGGAAAUCCAACAUACUGGACUCCAUCUGCUUUUUGCUGGGCAUCUCCAACCUGUCUCAGGUUCGAGCUUCUAAUUUACAAGAUUUAGUUUACAAAAAUGGGCAAGCUGGUAUUACCAAAGCCUCAGUGUCAAUCACCUUUGAUAAUUCUGACAAAAAGCAAAGCCCUUUAGGAUUUGAGGUUCAUGAUGAAAUCACAGUAACAAGGCAGGUGGUUAUUGGUGGCAGAAAUAAAUAUCUAAUUAAUGGAGUAAAUGCAAACAACACCAGAGUGCAAGAUCUCUUCUGUUCUGUUGGCCUUAAUGUUAACAACCCUCACUUUCUCAUCAUGCAGGGUCGAAUUACAAAAGUAUUGAAUAUGAAACCUCCAGAGAUUUUAUCCAUGAUAGAAGAAGCAGCUGGUACCAGGAUGUAUGAAUACAAAAAAAUAGCUGCCCAAAAAACUAUAGAGAAAAAGGAGGCUAAGCUGAAAGAAAUCAAGACGAUACUUGAAGAGGAGAUUACUCCAACCAUUCAAAAGUUAAAAGAGGAAAGAUCUUCCUAUUUGGAGUACCAGAAAGUAAUGAGAGAAAUAGAACAUUUGAGUCGUUUAUAUAUUGCAUAUCAGUUUUUGCUGGCUGAAGAUACCAAAGAACACUCAGCUGAGGAGUUAAAAGAAAUGCAGGAUAAAGUUGUAAAGCUUCAAGAAGAAUUGUCGGAGAAUGAAAAAAAAAUAAAAGCACUUAAUCAUGAAAUAGAAGAGUUGGAAAAAAGAAAAGAUAAGGAAAUUGGAGGUAUACUACGCUCUUUAGAAGAUGCUCUUGCAGAGGCUCAGCGAGUUAAUACUAAAUCUCAAAGUGCCUUUGAUCUCAAGAAAAAAAAUCUGGAAAGUGAAGAAAACAAACGCAAAGAGCUGGAAAAAAAUAUGGUCGAGGACUCUAAAGCUUUAGCGGCAAAGGAAAAAGAGGUUAAAAAGAUAACAGAUGGACUGAAUGCCCUUCAAGAAGUGAGCAAUAAAGAUGCUGAAGCUCUGGCUGCCGCACAGCAGCACUUCAAUGCUGUUUCUGCUGGCCUGUCUAGUAGUGAAGAUGGAACAGAAGCAACUCUUGCUGGUCAAAUGAUGGCCUGUAAAAAUGACAUAAGUAAAGCUCAGACAGAAGCCAAACAGGCUCAGAUGAAGUUGAAACAUGCCCAACAAGAGUUAAAGACUAAACAAGCUGAAGUUAAGAAGAUGGAUAGUGGCUACAGGAAAGAUCAAGAAGCUUUAGAGGCUGUGAAGAAACUUAAAGAAAAACUUGAAGCUGAAAUGAAAAAGCUGAGUUACGAAGAAAACGAGGAGAGCCUGUUGGAAAAGCGUAAGCAGCUGUCACGUGAUAUCAGUAGAUUGAAAGAAACAUAUGAAGCUCUCUUGGCCAGGUUUCCCAAUCUUCGAUUUGCAUACAAGGAUCCAGAGAAGAACUGGAAUAGAAAUUGUGUCAAAGGACUUGUGGCUUCUCUGAUUAGUGUAAAAGAUACUUCUGCCUCCACAGCUUUAGAAUUGGUGGCUGGGGAACGACUGUACAAUGUUGUAGUAGACACAGAGGUCACUGGUAAAAAGCUACUAGAAAAGGGAGAAUUGAAGCGUCGAUAUACUAUAAUUCCACUCAAUAAAAUUUCAGCCAGAUGUAUUGCUCCAGAAACUCUGAGGAUUGCUCAGAAUCUUGUUGGCCCUAACAAUGUUCAUGUGGCUCUUUCCCUGGUUGGAUACAAACCAGAACUGCAGAAAGCAAUGGAAUUUGUUUUUGGAACAACAUUUGUUUGUGACAGUAUGGAUAAUGCCAAAAAAGUAGCUUUUGAUAAAAGGAUAAUGACUAGAACUGUAACUUUAGGAGGUGAUGUAUUUGAUCCUCAUGGGACAUUGAGUGGAGGUGCUCGAUCCCAGGCAGCUUCUAUUUUAACCAAGUUUCAAGAACUCAGAGAUGUUCAAGAUGAGCUAAAAAUCAAGGAGAAGGAGCUACAGGCUCUAGAAGAGGAAUUAGCCAGUAUUAAAAAUACUGCUGAAAAGUAUCGCCAAUUAAAGCAGCAGUGGGAGAUGAAAACUGAGGAGGCGGAUUUGUUGCAAACCAAACUCCAGCAAAGCUCAUACCACAAGCAACAAGAAGAAUUAGAUGGCCUUAAACAAAUCAUUGAGGAAAGUGAGGAAACCUUAAAAAACACCAAAGAAAUUCAAAAAAAAGCAGAAGAAAAAUAUGAAGUAUUGGAGAAUAAAAUGAAAAAUGCAGAAGCUGAAAGAGAGAGAGAACUGAAAGAUGCUCAGAAAAAACUGGAUUGUGCCAAAACAAAGGCAGAUGCUUCCAGCAAGAAAAUGAAAGAAAAACAACAGGAAGUUGAAGCUAUCACUUUGGAACUGGAAGAGCUCAAGAGAGAGCAAGCAUCCUAUAAACAACAGCUUGAAGCUAUAAAUGAGGCUAUCAAAUCCUAUGAAGGUCAGAUUGAAGUAAUGGCAGCUGAGGUGGCUAAAAAUAAGGAGUCAGUAAAUAAAGCUCAAGAAGAGGUGACCAAGCAAAAAGAAGUGAUAACAGCCCAGGAUGGUGUAAUUAAAGCAAAAUAUGCAGAAGUGGCAAAACAUAAGGAGCAAAACAAUGACUCUCAGCUUAAAAUUAAGGAAUUAGACCACAACAUCAGCAAACAUAAACGGGAAGCUGAGGAUGCUGCUGCAAAGGUAUCCAAAAUGUUGAAAGAUUAUGACUGGAUCAGUGCAGAGAAGCACCUCUUCGGCCAACCUAACAGUGCUUAUGAUUUCAAAACUAACAAUCCAAAAGAAGCUGGUCAGAGACUUCAGAAGUUGCAAGAAAUGAAGGAGAAACUGGGAAGGAAUGUCAAUAUGAGAGCUAUGAAUGUACUGACAGAAGCUGAGGAGCGGUAUAAUGACUUGAUGAAGAAGAAGAGAAUUGUUGAAAACGACAAAUCUAAAAUCCUUGCAACUAUAGAAGAUCUUGACCAGAAGAAAAACCAAGCCCUAAAUAUUGCUUGGCAAAAGGUGAACAAGGACUUUGGGUCUAUUUUUUCCACUCUCUUACCUGGUGCUAAUGCUAUGCUUGCACCACCAGAGGGACAGACUGUUCUGGAUGGUCUAGAGUUCAAGGUUGCCUUAGGAAAUACCUGGAAAGAAAAUCUAACUGAACUUAGUGGUGGUCAGAGGUCUUUAGUGGCUCUAUCAUUAAUACUGUCCAUGCUCCUCUUCAAACCUGCUCCAAUUUAUAUCCUGGAUGAGGUAGAUGCGGCCUUGGAUCUUUCUCAUACCCAGAAUAUUGGACAGAUGCUACGUACUCAUUUCACACAUUCUCAGUUCAUUGUGGUGUCGCUAAAAGAAGGCAUGUUCAACAAUGCAAAUGUUCUUUUCAAAACCAAGUUUGUGGAUGGUGUUUCUACAGUAGCCAGAUUUACUCAAUGUCAAAAUGGAAAGAUUCCAAAGGAAACAAAAUCCCAAGCAAAAGGACCCAAAUGAUCAUAUGUGGAAGUUUGAAGAACAAUUUUAUUCUUCCUCCUCCUUGACAUAGCUUUCAAACAAACUUUUAAGAGCUUGGGAUUUAUCUAAUUUGUUUAUAUAAAAGUUGAAUGUGAUUUUGCUACCUAGCCUGCAUUUUCAAGACCCAUAAUCUCUUCUGUUAUACAAUCACUUACAAAUGAGCAAGGAUUCCUUUUUCUUAAUUAGCAUAGCUCUGGUCCAAUUAUUGUGGUUGUGAUUUUGUAUAUAACAUCAAUUGUGUUUUCUUAGACAAGUCUUUUAUAUGUUAGGGAACUUGAAAUGGUUGGUUGGUGGUAAAUCCUGUAUAUGAAAGUAAGAAUACACAGAAAUAGAUGAAAUUAAAUUAUAGGAGAAAUAUAGCUGAUAGUCAGCUUUUAAUUAGUUUAAUGACUAAGGCAAUAUUAUGCUUUCUGUUGCUAAUAAGGUCAUUCAGGCAAGAAGAAUUAUAAACCAAGUAGCUGGACCAACAAAGGGAACACAAAGAAAGCUAUUAUGUACGUAUUAAGGUAUUUGAGCCUAGCUUCUUGAGGACAGCAUGCCAGAUCCCUGUUUUAAAGUCAGAAUGGGAAAUGGAUCUUGAAAGAUUUUUCUCAUUUUUAAUGAUGUUUGAAUAUCAUGUCUAUAUGCUUAAAAAUUGGUCUCUGUAACCUUAAGGUUAUUUUGUUAAAUCUUUGUGAAUAUGUGAGUAUUUUAAUAGAAGCUCAGAAGGUGUGUUGCAUGCUGCUCUUUGCUGCACGUUAACUUGGAGUCUCCUGAUGUUUUCCAAGUAGAUUUUUGUCAAUCUUUUCAUACAUCUAGUCAAUAACAAUCUAUUGGUGAAUGAGAAUCUAGAAGCCAGCAGGCAAAAUCAAAUCUUCCCUUUUUCCCUUCAGUCUUACAUAUACAAAAAUAAAUAGAUCCAUAUAUUCUAGCAAAAUAACUCAAAAGUUUGAGGAUUAUUAUAAUUUUUUGAAUCUUCCGCUGUUUUCCAGUUUAAAGGGGUGAAGUUCCUCUAAGAACUAGAAAGAUGAAGCUAACAGAUACCAUGAAAAUACUAUAUGUAGUUCCUGGUAUCUCCAGAUACUCCAAAACAGUGUCUCCAAACUUAAUCCUGAAAGUUCUAACCUGAUCUGGUCUGAUAUGUUGGGUGUGUUAUUUUGGCCCCACAUCCCUUCUUGGUCCUUGAGUGUUAUUGUCACCAUCCCUGAUAAAUGUUCAUAUUUUGGCUCUGAGUUGUUCUCCAUGCAUAUCUGAAGAUGUCAGAUAACACCCAGGUUACUGAUGUGGGAAAGGAGGGAGGCUAUAAAUGCUGAGUUUCAAGAAGUCCAGUGUCACAGAUAAUAACGAAGAUUUUUGUUUUCUUUCAAAUGUAUUGCAAAUUGUUUACCAAAUCAGUUGUAUUAAUUCACACUUUGACAGUAAAGUAUAGUGUAUCAAUUUGACAGCAACCUAAUCACUAUUAAAUUUUCUGAUGUAAUAGUUAUAAAAUGAUUCUUUAUUGCCGUAUUAACCAGCAUUUAAAAAAUAACUAGUGGGUUGAACAUUUUGCAAAAUGUACUAAUUUACUGUCCUCGGCUACAUAUUUUCAGUCUGUGUACAUUUCUAAUUUUUGUCUUAUUUAUAGUCUUGCUCUUUGAUGAAAAUACUCAAACAUGCAUUUUUUGUGAUUAAUGUCAUUAUUGUUUGAUUAGAGGGAAGACAUUAAGGGGAACGGGAUAUUUAUUUCACACAUCCGCAAUAAUAUGAAUAACUGACAUUUAUUGAAUUCUUUCUAUACAUCAGACACUUAUUUGCAUGUAUUUUCACUUUUAAUCCUCAUAAUAAGCCAAUGAGGUGAGAAUUGUUACUAUCAGCAUUAUGUAAUUGAGGAAAUUGAGUUGAUCAGUGUUAAGAAACUUGCUCACAUUAAAAGUACAGUAAGUGAGUGACAAAGGGAAGAUACACAUCUUGGCAAUUGGUCUCCAGAAUCUAUAGUAUACUACCUCUCUGAUGGCUUGAACAUUUGCAUUUACUAUACAGAUACAUUUAAGGUAUAUGCCUGUAUGAGCUUAUGAGCAGCUUGUAAAAGAGGUGACAGUGAUCUUCAGGGAGAUAUCUUCAAACAUAUGAAGACAGGACUCUUUGUUCUCUUGGCAUUGCAGGUAAGCUAACAGCUUACAGUUUUUGGCAAUUAAUAAUAAAUCUGCUAAAAACAUUCAUUUGCAAGUUUUUGCAUGGUUUUACUUUUCACCUCUUCUGGGUAAAUACCUAGGGGUGUGAUUGCCAGAUCUUACGGUAAGACUAGUUUGAAUUUGUAAUAAAUUACCAGCCGUCAUCCAAAUUGGCUGUAACAUUUUGCAUUCCCACCAGCAAUGAUGAGAAUUCCUGUUGCAUCUUCACAAGCAUUUGGUGUCACCAGUAUUCUGAAUUUUAGCCAUUCUUGUAGGUAUGUAGUAGUAGAGAUUUAUUGUUUUAGUUUGUAAUUCCCUAUUGACAUAUGAUAUUGAAAUCUUUUCCUAUGCUUAUUUAUCAUCUUUAUAUCUUCUUUGAUAAGCUGCCCAGAUCCUUCGCCCAUUUUUUUAAAAUUGAGUUGUAUGUUCUCUUAUUGAACUUGAAGGAUUCCUUGUAUAUUUGGAUAUCAGUCGUUUAUUGGAUAUGUUUAAAAAGUAUUUUCUCACAGUCAGGGGCUUGUCUUUUCAUUCUUUUAACAGUGUCUUUUGUAGAGCAGACGUUUUUAAACUUUUAAUGAAGUCCAACUUAAUUUUUUUCUUUCAUGGAUCAUGCUUUGGUGUUGUAUCUAAAAAUCAUCAGCAAACCCAAGGUCACCUAGAUUCUCUCCAGUGUUUUCAUCUAGAGGUUGUAUAGUUUUGUGUUUUACAUUUAGGUCUGUAGUGUAUUUUCAGUUUAUGUUUGUGAAAGGCAUAAUACCUGUUUCCAGGUUUGUUUUUUUGUUUGUUUUUGCACAGAGAUGUCUAGUUGUUCUGUAUCACUUGUUGAAUUUUAUUUGCUUUUGUCUAUUUGUUCAAUUACUGAGAAGCUUUAAAGUCACCAAAUACAAUUAUGAAUUUGUCUAAUUCUUCUAAAGUUCCAUCAGUAUUUGCCUUGAAUUCUUUUAUGUUCUGUGAUUAGUAGUUGCAUGCAACUCGAAGAUUGUUUUCCCCCUUGGUAAAUUUAACUACUGGUCAUUGUCCAGUAAUACUCUAUUUUGAUGCCAAUUUUCUUUGAUAUUAGCAUCGCUUCACCAUUUUUCAUGGUUACUAUUUCCAGUUUUCUUAUGAUUACUCUUUGUUAUCUAUUUCAUUAUUUUACUUUCAACUUAGUUAUAUCUUUAAAGUGCAUCUCUACAAAGCAUAGAGUUGAGUCUUAUUUUUAAUCUCUGAUUAUUUCUUGUUUUGGAAUAUAGUGUUUUGCAAAUUCAUAUUAAUGUUAUUCACAUGACGGGUUUAAAUCUAUUUGUUAAAUUGUUUUCUAGUGUUUUUCUGUUGUUCCUUCACUGUUUAAAUUUUUAAACCGUCUUCUGUUAUUUUAGACUGUCUACUCUUGGAGAAUGCAUUUUAUAUUUUAUUGUCAAAUAAAAAAUGAAUAGUGAGGAUACCACAAUACUGAUUUUGGAGUA
Choloepus didactylus (southern two-toed sloth) is the source of this 7448-nucleotide messenger RNA. It is a transcript of the gene SMC2, whose product is annotated as structural maintenance of chromosomes 2. Gene Ontology annotation, cellular component: chromosome. Gene Ontology annotation, biological process: chromosome organization. The record is from RefSeq and is a predicted model, not a curated record. Lineage: Eukaryota; Metazoa; Chordata; Mammalia; Pilosa; Megalonychidae. The coding region runs from base 281 to 3853 and encodes 1190 amino acids. Gene Ontology annotation, molecular function: ATP binding; protein binding; ATP hydrolysis activity. The transcript has 25 exons.